AUGUUGGACGACAUUAUUAAUGACAAGAAAAGUACCGAUGACAAGCUUACGCAGUUGCUUACCGCACACGGCUGCUUCAGUAAGUACGAGAUAGCGCGGCGGGAGGUAUCACCCUUCUGCCACGAGGGUGGUGCGCCAUUCGACACGGCGCACCACACCCUGAAGGAGUGUGCCGCGUGGGGGCCUCAGAGGCAUUCCCUGGCGGCGGUUAUCUGCGGAUACCUCUCGUUCCUGAGUAUCAUCGACGCGAUGGUCGGAAGCGAGGAGUGCUGGUCGGAGAUGGUCUCCUUCUGUGAAAGUGUGAUGUCACAGAAGGGGGCCACGGAGCGGGAGCGGGAAGAGAACGCCGCUGUAGAACUGCUCCGCCGAAGAAGACCGGGGAAAAUAAAGAGACGCUAUGCGCACCUUCUUCCAGCGACGCUCUGA
Molecule: messenger RNA, 426 nt
Organism: Nymphalis io (European peacock)
Lineage: Eukaryota; Metazoa; Arthropoda; Insecta; Lepidoptera; Nymphalidae
Exons: 2
Coding region: 1-426 (141 amino acids)
Source: RefSeq, a predicted model, not a curated record